Anolis sagrei ordinatus is the source of this 2685-nucleotide messenger RNA. NCBI's taxonomy places the organism in Eukaryota, Metazoa, Chordata, Lepidosauria, Squamata, Anolidae. The record is from RefSeq and is a predicted model, not a curated record.
UGAAGAGGAAAGAGAAGAGCUGGGGUCUUCCUCCAAAUCUUCCCUUUCCAUCAAAGGUAGUUGUCAAUGGGACCCCAAGUUCCUUGAAGUUUACCAGCUCAAGAAACCCUAUGCAUGGAUAUAGUUGGUCUUUUCGUCAAUCCAGAUGCCCUCAAAGAGCCCAAUCCACGAGUCCCCUGUUUGGCAUUCACUCCAAAGACAGUGGAAUAGAUUUGAUAAACAAUGCAGAGGACCAUAGGCAACCUCUCAGCCCAAGUGUCGGAAGGAGGCAUUCUCUAUCCCGUCUCCCAAACGGCGAUGCAAGAAAACACGGUCCUUUGCAGCCCUUGGCUAGAAGGCGAUGGAGCGGAUCAGGGCCAGACUUGCGUCGACCCUUCAGAGAAGAGGGCCAAAGAGAAUCGGAAACGGGAGCAGCACUUUGGAGCAGAGAGAGAAAUUUGGAGGUGGAACUCAACUUGAUGCAGUUUGAGCUGUUCUCCCUCAAACAGAAGAUGGAGAACUCCUUGGCUCACCUGGAAAAAGAAAAGAAAUGGCUGGAGACGAGUUUCCUGGAAAACCGGAAGCAAGAAGGAGACUUGGAUAAGAAGAUCUUUAACGUGGAAAUGGAGUUGGAGAAAACUAAGACUUAUUUAGGCCAAAGGAACCAGAAAUCCUUGCCAGAAGCAUCCACAGAUUCCAGCCAAAAUGGAGUUGCGGAGAAAGUGGCCCUCCACCAGCAGGUUGAGCAGCUGACUCUGGAGCUGGAAUGUAUCCAGAAGCAGAAAGAAGCCUUCCAGGACCAAGUCUCAGCUCUCUGCUUGGAGCUUUCUGAUGCCAAGAGCCAGGUCCAUGACCUAGACAAGGAGAAAGUCCUCAUGAAGGAGGAGCUGGAGUCCACCAGACAGGCGAAGGAAGAGCUUUUGUCCGAGGUGGCUGAAAGUCGCCAGAGGCUUGAGGACUCUUUGGGAAAGCUCCAUCACAUGGAAACGGAGAAGAACGUCCUAGACAACCGUAUCCAGGCCCUGGAAAGUGAACGUUCACGCCUGCUGGAUGAGAGGGAAGCCGUCCACUCAGAGAACCAGGCCGAUGGGAGAAAGCGGGAGGAGGAAACAAAGGCUCUCCAGGAAAGCUGUGGAAAUCUCAGGGAGUCUCAGGCCUUGCAGCAAAGGCAGAAGGAGUGCCUUCAGGCAACGAGUUGCCAGGAGCUGGAAGUGGCUUUGCACCGCAAGCUGGUCGAGACGGAAAACCAGUUGGCGGAGCAAAAGCAAGUCUCCCUUUACUGGAAGGAGAGAUGGGAAGAGGCCGCUGCCGCCUUGAAGACCAAAGAGGAAGAACUGGAGGCCGUUCGGACGCAAAGCCAGGCCUUCUCGGCCAAGGCAGACGCUCCCUUGCUUCUCCAGAUCCAGUUGGAUGCUUGCAAGCAGGAACUGGAACUAGAACGGAGCCGCAGCCAAGCUCUGCACCACCAAAUCCAGCAGUUGCAGCCCAGCAGCCAAAGCCAGGCUGCUCCUCCACAUCAGGGCCGCCAUCCGGAACCAGGUGCCAAAGCCAUCCGGAGUCCCCAGCAAGAGCAGGAGAGCCUCAAGCUGCAGCACCAGCUGGUGACCCAACAGUUGAAGGGGAUUUUCAGACAGCGGGCGCAGCAGAAGCAAAGCAGCCAGAAGUCGGGAAGACUCCAGGAAGGAAGUUCCGCCGUGUCUCCUGCAUCUCAAGGAACUCUGGUUGGAACCGAAUCCCUCCAGUUUUCUGCAGAAGGGGAACCUGAAUCGCAGGACAUUGGCUGCAGCAGAGAAGAAGCAGAGAGUCUGAGGCAGCAGCUGAAACAAAAUGCGGAAAGGAUUUCCUCCAUGGCUUCUGAAAUUGAGGCUUUGAAGCAGAAGAAUGAGAACCUUGUGAAAGGUAAACUGAGGUUUCAGCAGCAGAUCCAAGAAAUCCGCAGGCUGUCGAGGCAACAGCCGGAAAAAGGCACCCCAAACUUGCCGAUUCCUAGAUCAGCGGACAAGCUGCACCUGGAUUUCGAAAGCACUCAGGAGAGCGGGAGCUCCUUGCCUUCACCCCAAAGCGACGAACCCACCAUCACCAUGCAUGGCCAGGAAAAGCUAACGGUGGCUUUGCAGCAUCCUUCACUCUCCAGGGAUGAGGACAAGGAAGGCCACCUCUCCGCUGAUGGCACGGAUGCUCGGCAUUCCUCCCUUGUGGGUCCUACAGUCCAUGAUUCCCCCGUUGUUGUGGCACAUCUCCAGCUGCAUCCAGAUGUUCCGGAUCCCUCCACGCCUUCCAUAAGGCUUCCCUCAGAUGAGGAACUCGCUGUUCUCCAUGAGGCCCCGAACCCUGCGGAGAGCGAAGGGGCAUUUCUCAGGCCCCAGAGCCCAGCCCUGUUAUCCCCAAGGCCUUUUGGGCUCUCCAGACCAUGGUCCCCCUUUAAAUCCAGAGCAAGCCCUGAACAUUCAGACAACUGAAGGUAGGGAGGACAAGCAUGUCCUAGAUGAGUGUUUCUCAACCUGGGGAGGGGGUCGCAAGGGGGUGUCAGAGGGGUCACCAAAGGCCAACAGAAAACACAGUAUUUUCUGUUGGUCAUAGGGGUUCUGCGUGAGAAGUUUGGCCCAAUUCUAUUGUUGGUGGGGUUCAGAAUGCUCUUUGAUUGUAGGUGAACUAUAAAUCCCAGCAACUACAACACCCAAAUGUCAAGAUUCUAUUUUCCCCAAA